AGGACACGUGGGUGGGGGAAGCUGAGCGCUGAGACCAAGGGCUAAAGCUGAGAGGUGAGACUGUCACCUUGAGCCGGGCGAGCGCUGUGGGCCAAGCAGGGGUUGCAGGGCAGUAGGAGUGCAGACUGAAAAAAUGCAGACCGCCAGGGCAUUACUCAUUUCUCCAGCUCUGAUCCGCUGUUGUACCAGGGGUCUAAUCAGGUCUGUGUCUGCCUCCUUCUUGAAUAGCCCAGUGAAUUCAUCUAAACAGCCUUCCUACAGCAACUUCCCACUCCAGGUGGCCAGACGGGAUUUCCAGACCAGUGCUGUCUCCCGGGACAUUGACACAGCAGCCAAGUUUAUUGGUGCUGGGGCAGCCACAGUUGGUGUGGCUGGUUCAGGGGCUGGCAUUGGAACGGUGUUUGGCAGCUUGAUCAUUGGCUAUGCCAGGAACCCGUCUCUCAAGCAGCAGCUCUUCUCCUAUGCCAUUCUCGGCUUUGCCCUGUCUGAGGCCAUGGGGCUCUUCUGUUUGAUGGUCGCCUUCCUCAUCCUCUUCGCCAUGUGAGGCACUAUGGGGGGUCACCUGCCUGUUGCUGCUGCAACUCCACACCAUUCUUGGUGCUGGGAUGUGCUAAGAUUUACCAUUAAAUACAACGUUUCUCUAAA
Nomascus leucogenys (northern white-cheeked gibbon) is the source of this 645-nucleotide messenger RNA. RefSeq names its product ATP synthase membrane subunit c locus 1 (gene ATP5MC1). NCBI's taxonomy places the organism in Eukaryota, Metazoa, Chordata, Mammalia, Primates, Hylobatidae. The record is from RefSeq and is a predicted model, not a curated record. Gene Ontology annotation, molecular function: proton transmembrane transporter activity. Gene Ontology annotation, biological process: proton motive force-driven ATP synthesis; proton transmembrane transport.